AAAGUACAUGGUGAUUAAAAUAUAAGUUAUAUUAGGUUUAACAAUGGAUUUCAUGAAAGCUAAUUUCUACAUACAAGAUAACGAAAUAGAAAAACAUGAGGAAGGUUUCUUCGGGCAAGGAUUUUACCAAGAGUCUACUGGUACUCCGGAAGUUCUUCCCAGCUAUGUGCCAAUGUUCUACGAGUAUAGAAGUGAAGGAAUCGAGGGUCUGGAUGUACAGAUGUCAGAAGAGUGGGACUGGAGGCAAUGGGAGAGUCAAGUUUGCGUAAAGCAAGAGGAUACCAGGGGUACGUCCAGUCUUAGUGAGGAAGACGUGCGGUCAUCAGGUCGCAAAGAGCGGACAGCGUUCACAAAAGCGCAAAUCCGCAGUCUAGAGGCGGAGUUUUCCCGCGCAAACUAUCUGACGCGCUUACGACGCUACGAAAUUGCUGUUGCAUUGCAUCUCACUGAGAGACAGGUAAAGGUGUGGUUCCAAAACAGACGUAUGAAAUGGAAAAGAACAAAGGGUGUUACAAAAUACGCUAAAAAGAAAGAUUAA
This is a messenger RNA of Papilio xuthus (Asian swallowtail), 538 nucleotides long. Its product is annotated as homeobox protein Hox-A10. The transcript is spliced from 3 exons. Gene Ontology annotation, cellular component: nucleus. Gene Ontology annotation, molecular function: DNA-binding transcription factor activity, RNA polymerase II-specific; RNA polymerase II cis-regulatory region sequence-specific DNA binding. The record is from RefSeq and is a predicted model, not a curated record. Bases 44 to 538 code for a protein of 164 amino acids. NCBI's taxonomy places the organism in Eukaryota, Metazoa, Arthropoda, Insecta, Lepidoptera, Papilionidae. Gene Ontology annotation, biological process: positive regulation of transcription by RNA polymerase II.